AUGCUUGCCCAAAACCGGAUCCAACGUAAGCUAAGAUACCUGCGUAUACGCCAGUGUCAUGCUGAGACCUCACGCCGCCAAUGCUUAUUUCGUCCCUAUCUAGCCUUCUCCGACAUUGAGAAGAAGACAACUUACGUCGCCUUGAGUUACUGCUGGGGGACCAAUCCCAACCCAUCCGGGCGCACGACAGAUGCGAACAUCAAUGAACAGCUCGAAUGUAUCAAAGUUGGAUCCCUUCCCAAGACCAUCAGAGAUGCUGUACUCGUAGCACGCGGCUUGGAGGCCCCGUAUCUCUGGGUCGACGCGCUAUGUAUCAUCCAGGGUAAUGCUCGAGACUGGCAGCUGGAAUCCGCUGAGAUGGCAGAUAUCUACUCAAACUCGUACUGCACGAUUGCAGCAACUACCGCAGAGAACAGUGAUCAGGGCUGCCUAGGAAGCCAUCCGCUUUCAGAGCAGCCAUGUCAGCUCUCCUGGGAGGCUACGGACCUCCAGGAAAAAUCCUCUAUCAUCAUAUAUCCGGAGAUAAUAACUCCCAAUAGGGUCGAGAUGGUCCCGGCUGGAAGCGUACUUACCACGCGAGGAUGGACGCUUCAAGAGAUGAUACUGUCACCCCGCGUCCUUCAUCAUACCGACAUCGGUAUCCUCUGGGCCUGCAAGACGAUGCAUGCAUCUGAACAAGAAACAGGACUGGUCCCAGCCGCCCCUGAUCCAUUCGCAGAGGUAAUCCAUAUGUUGGACGAGCACCAAGUCUUUGCACAGCCAUACAAGGACUGGAGGAAGCACAUCGGAGACUUCACGCGUCGCAACCUCACCGUCGUGACAGAUCGACUACCAGCUCUAGCAGGUCUCGCAAAGCGACUGAAGGAGAAAACCGGCGCCACGUAUCUAGCGGGAAUAAGCACCUCUCACAUCGUGCCCAACUUUGAGAUAGGAGUACUCGUCCCCGCCAGCGGCGAUACUCUCAUCGACACCGCCACCGCGGCCAAAAUCUCGGAGAAGAAGCAGGCGGCCACGGAGAAGCCACAGAACGGCGGGUGGGAGGUCCUGCAGAAGAAUUUUGAGAAGACCAGGAAAGUCUUCAGGCUUCUCAAAGCCGAGGUCACGGUGAAGGGAGAGAACCCGCUGGGCGAGGUGAGCGACGGCUUUCUUCAAAUCGAAGGCAAGGUUGGCUUAAUCCAGACCAGAUGCGAAAGCGAGCUGUCGGGUGAAGACUUGCGCGAGCUUGGCCAGGGCUUCGAUAUUGGCGGGCUUCGAGUGGGACUGUGGGCAGUCGACGAGCAAGCAAGCACUGCCAAACCGGUUGGGGCGUGGUCGCCAGACUGCGAGAUGGCGGGGGACUCUUGGGGCUUGAUGCAUUUUCUUCAGGUCACGCAGCUCGGGGUAGGCUUGGUUUUGAGGCUGGUUGGACCUGGUGAGACCUUUGAGCGUAUUGGGUUGGGUCGCUUGACUGAACAGGCUCUCUGCAGGCUUGAGACGAGGGUCGUUACGAUCGUUUAA
Anthostomella pinea is the source of this 1497-nucleotide messenger RNA. The record is from the annotation of a GenBank genome assembly. NCBI's taxonomy places the organism in Eukaryota, Fungi, Ascomycota, Sordariomycetes, Xylariales, Xylariaceae.